Messenger RNA from Spinacia oleracea (spinach), 1743 nucleotides. RefSeq names its product replication protein A 70 kDa DNA-binding subunit B-like. The transcript is spliced from 9 exons. The coding region runs from base 4 to 1743 and encodes 579 amino acids. The record is from RefSeq and is a predicted model, not a curated record. Lineage: Eukaryota; Viridiplantae; Streptophyta; Magnoliopsida; Caryophyllales; Amaranthaceae.
AAUAUGAAACAUGAACGUGUCUUCUUAGAUGAGCUGAGUCCUAUCAGUAAGUCAUACAAGGUGAAAGUCAAGGUCAUUGAGAAGGGACGAGCUAAGCCAUCUCCUAAGAAAGGGAUCCUGUAUCAGCACCUGGUUUUGCAGGACGAUAAGAAAAACAAGAUGCGGGGUGCGCUAUUUGGAGAUCAGAUCGAGGCAUACAAGGAUGCAUUUGUGCACAAAGGAGAAUAUGAAAUAGCUGAUGCUCCCAUCAGGCAUGCAGACCCACAAUGGAAGAAAUCUGAAGAGGAACUUGACUUCCAGAUGACCUUUGGACGGCAGACAGUGAUCCAGCCUGUGAACGUUGAAGCAGGCCCUAUCCUGCCCGACUACCAAUCCAUUGCUUCUAUCCCAAGAGCUGGGGAUCCUGAUGACAGAUAUGAUAUUGUUGGGGUGGUUCUUUAUGUUGAGGACCAGCCAAGGUCUAUUACCACUGCCCAAGACCGCCAAGUAUUUGUUCGAGAAAUUGUUAUUACUGAUCACAGCUCUCAACAACCAUUAGUCAUCUCCGUCUGGAAUGAUUUUGCUGGAGCUGAUUGUGACCCACUCUCCUGUUGGGGCGAAAAGUUUGUUGUGGUUGGCUUCACUUCCUUAAGGGCCACAUCCCACAAAGGUUUCUCGCUCGCAUCGAGCAUGUCUACUAUGUUCAUUCAUGAUCCUGAAGGGCACAGAGCCGAUGCACUGAAGGAAUGGGCACUUCGCCAUCAAGCCUUACUUGCUGAUAGACAGGCACGGGUCCUUGAUGUUAGGAACCCCUCCAAUGAAAAGGUGAUCAUAACCCUGGAUGAACUGAGGCACAAAAAGAACACCAACACUCUCCAAGAGGAGCGCCCUUGGUUAAAAGUGUGUAUCCCUGAUGCAAGACUUGAGAAAGUACAUGCUUAUCUUGGUUGCCCUAACUGUGGUAAGUCAACAACUGCUCCCCUUGGUGAGGCUUUUAAGUGUGGCACCUGCUCCAGGAUAGGCGUUAUAUCCACUCCUAGAAUCACUUUCAACUGCGAAGUUUCAGAUGACACGGGCACAUAUGCCUUCACAACCUUCACCGAGGAUUCUGAAAGACUUUUCAGAAUGACUGCUGCUGAUCUUUUCAGGAUGAAACACACUGGUGAUCUACAGACUUUCAUGGUUGCACGCAAAUUGCUCCGCACUAAGCAUUUCUUCAUUCAAGUCGGGCCAACAACAUCUCUGUCCACAUGCAAUGUGUUGCAAUGGUGCUUGAAGAAAGUAGAAAUUGAGGAUGAUGACAUGGAGCAUGUCCACCCAGCUGAUAACACUCAAGCAGAGAAUGCUGUUGAGACAGAGAUGGCCACUGAAGGAGAUGCAAACACACAGAAUCUCCCUUUGAAUGCUGGCCAUGCAGAUCCAGAAGAUUACACCAAUGCAGAUCCUUUAGAUGCUGAAAAUGCGGCUACAGAGGCUGCUGAGACAGAGGUUUCCACUGAACGAGAUGCAAACACACAAAAUCUCCCUUUGAAUGCUGGCCAUGCAGAUCCAGAAGAUUACACCAAUGCUGAUCCUUUAGAUGCUGAAAAUGCGGCUACAGAGGCUGCUGAGACAGAGGUUUCCACUGAACGAGAUGCAAACACACAAAAUCUCCCUUUGAAUGUUGGCCAUGCAGAUCCAGACGAUUACACCAAUGAUGAUCCUUUAAAUGCUGAAAAUGCGGCUACAGAGGCUGAUCAUGAUGAUGACACUUCAGAGGAAUGA